GAAGAUGAGAAUGCAGUGAUGUUGAGAGAGAAGCAGAGCAGCGGGCGAUACAGCUUUGAGGGAUGGUUAGUGUGAUUUUGUUAUGAUUUUUUUCCCUUUGACCCCUUGUUGACACACACACACACAACCCCUUUUUUAAGCCGCGCGUUUCAGAUCUGCGCUGUUUCUGUCUGUGGCAGUGUGGCGAUUGUUGUACAGCCACGAUCAGCUCCCUAGGGCGGGGGGCAGCUUGAUCACAUAUCCACAGAUCCAAGCCUUGGGCCGACGCGAAGGGGGGUCAAAAAGAAAAAAAAAGAAAACAGGUCUUGGAGAUCCGAAAAUAGUUCGGACAUUGAAAAAUGGGGGGAAGGGAGGGGUAAAACUCCACCGCAUGAGACGCGAUGCUAGUCCCACUCAGAGGAGCUCUGAGAUCCAACGUGGGACAUGCUGUGACUCAAAAGAGUCGGUGCAAGACGCAGCGGGAGCAAUUAGGCGGGCCUAGCUCCGGGCUCGCGGACCGGCUCGUGAUUCGCCGAAAAGUGAAGCCGAUGACUCGGACUCCCUCUAGAUGGCACCUCCUUCAAGUCAAGAAGGAGUUUCAGAAGUUUGCCGAUAGGUUGAAAAAGACACUCCUGACUUUGAUUCUGGGAAUAGGGAGCGGAAGACCUGUGUGUCAAUCCCUCCUUCUCCUCUAACGAAGCUCCAAUGAAGAUCCGUUCUUGGAGGCAGUCAAUCAGAACUUCGUAUCGUAAAUCGAGCUCUGAUUUCGUUACAUAACAAAGGACCGGUCACCGGCUUCUCCUCCGAGGUCAAAGUCGAGGGGAGAUCGCCGAUAAUUUCUCGUUGAUUGCUACAGUGCAAUAUACCCCG
Molecule: messenger RNA, 849 nt
Organism: Kockovaella imperatae
Lineage: Eukaryota; Fungi; Basidiomycota; Tremellomycetes; Tremellales; Cuniculitremaceae
Exons: 3
Coding region: 381-674 (97 amino acids)
Source: RefSeq, a predicted model, not a curated record